AUGGAGGACAAGAUGGUAGUAGCUCUAGCUCUGGGCCUGUCCGUCCUCCUCGUCAUCCUCUCCAAGCUGGUCUCGUUUGCCGCGAGGCCAAGGCCUAAUCUUCCCCCGGGGCCAUGGACGCUGCCGGUGAUCGGCAGCAUCCACCACCUCGCUAGCGACCCAAACACCCACAGGGUGCUGCGCGCUCUCUCGGAGAAGCACGGGCCCCUGAUGCAGCUGUGGCUGGGCGAGGUGCCCGCGGUGGUGGCGUCGACGCCGGAGGCCGCGCAGGAGAUCCUCAGGAACCAAGACGUCAGGUUCGCCGACCGGCACGUCAGUAGCACCGUCGCGGCGGUCUCCUUCGGCGCCAGCGACAUCUUCUUCUCCCCGCACGGCGAGCGGUGGCGCGAGCUCCGCAAGAUCUGCACGCAGGAGCUGCUGACCGCCUCCCGGGUGAGGUCGUUCCGGGCAAUCCGCGAGGACGAGGUGGCGCGCCUCGUGCGCGACCUGGCCGUGUCCGCCGGCGGCGCCCCCGUGAACCUCACCGAGAAGGUCGGCAAGCUCGUCAGCGACAUUGUGAUGAGGUGCUCCGUCGGCAGCCGGUGCAGGUACCGGGACGAGUUCCUGGACGCGCUCCACACCGUCAAGAACCAGCUGACCUUGCUCACCCUCGCCGACCUCUUCCCGUCGUCCAAGCUCGCGCGGAUGCUGAGCGCGACCCCACGCAGGGGACUCGCGAGCCGCAAGCGGAUGGAGCUCAUCAUUGCAGACAUCGUUCAAGAACACAAGGACCACAUGGACAGCGGCGACCAGCCAGCUGAUGCUGCUGCCGGGAAAGACUGCUUCGUCGACGUCCUGCUGAGGCUCCAGAAGGAAGGCGGCACGCCGAUCCCAAUCACAAAUGAGAUCAUCGUUGUGCUUCUGUUUGACAUGUUUUCAGGGGGCAGUGAGACAUCGUCAACCGUGAUAGUAUGGAUCAUGGCAGAGCUUAUCCGUUGGCCCAGAGUAAUGACAAAGGUACAAGUCGAGCUGCGGCAAGCUCUCCAAGGGAAGGUCACCAUCACUGAGAAUGAUAUUAUUGGGUUGAACUAUUUAAAGAUGGUGAUCAAGGAGACACUACGAUUACAUUGUCCUGCACCCCUCCUAACGCCCCAUAGAUGUCGUGAGACAUGCAAGGUCAUGGGUUACGAUGUACUAGAAGGCACAUGUAUUCUCGUGAAUGUGUGGGCAAUGGGCAGAGAUGUUAAGUUCUGGGAGGACCCAGAGGAAUUCAAGCCUGAGAGGUUUGAAAAUAGCAAUAUAGAUUACAAAGGAAACAAUUUUCAGUUCCUUCCAUUUGGCUCUGGUCGUAGAAGUUGUCCAGGCAUAAACCUUGGGUUGGCCAAUAUUGAGCUACCACUGGCUAGUCUCCUAUACUAUUUUGAUUGGAAGUUGCCUAAUGAAAUGUCACCCAAGGAUCUUGAUAUGCAAGAGACACCUGGAUUGGUUGCAGCUAAACUCACUAGCCUACAUAUGUCCCCUGUCACUCAUAUUGCUCCGCUAGUCAGUGCGUAA
Oryza brachyantha (malo sina) is the source of this 1533-nucleotide messenger RNA. RefSeq names its product ent-cassadiene hydroxylase-like. Gene Ontology annotation, molecular function: iron ion binding; heme binding; monooxygenase activity. The record is from RefSeq and is a predicted model, not a curated record. The coding region runs from base 1 to 1533 and encodes 510 amino acids. NCBI's taxonomy places the organism in Eukaryota, Viridiplantae, Streptophyta, Magnoliopsida, Poales, Poaceae. The transcript is spliced from 2 exons.